Punctularia strigosozonata HHB-11173 SS5 is the source of this 2936-nucleotide messenger RNA. Its product is annotated as 26S proteasome regulatory complex non-ATPase subcomplex Rpn1 subunit. Gene Ontology annotation, cellular component: nucleus; proteasome regulatory particle, base subcomplex; proteasome storage granule. The record is from RefSeq and is a predicted model, not a curated record. NCBI's taxonomy places the organism in Eukaryota, Fungi, Basidiomycota, Agaricomycetes, Corticiales, Punctulariaceae. Gene Ontology annotation, biological process: regulation of protein catabolic process; proteasome-mediated ubiquitin-dependent protein catabolic process. The transcript has 11 exons. Gene Ontology annotation, molecular function: enzyme regulator activity. The coding region runs from base 31 to 2853 and encodes 940 amino acids.
UGUGUUCAUCUCAUCCUCUCCUCGUUCCCUAUGGCAGAAAAACCGGUUGCUUCGAUUGCGGUGCCCGCUAAGGACCCUAAGAAGAAAGAAACCAAAGAUCCUAAGGACGGUCCUUCCAAACCCAAUGGCGACGCCAAGGAGGAGCAGGAGUUGUCGGAUGAGGAUCUCCAGCUGAAGGGAGAGCUUGAGAUGCUGGUGGAACGAUUGAAGGAGCCAAACACGGAUCUGUAUCGCCCAGCACUGGAGACGCUACGAACAUUAAUACGAACAUCGACCUCGUCAAUGACGUCCGUGCCGAAACCACUCAAAUUCCUCCGGCCACAUUAUCCAGAUUUACAAGCUCUGUACGAUUCAUGGCCUGCGUCUGAAGACAAGAGCCUCUUUGCGGACAUACUCUCCGUCCUGGCCAUGACCUACUCCGACACCCAACCACGGGGAACGCUCCGCUAUCGCCUUCUCUCAGCUUCCCUUCUCCCUUCAACGUCGUCCCUCUCCGACCCUGGCUCCUGGGGGCACGAGUAUGUUCGGCAUCUAGCGGCUGAGCUGGGUGAAGAGUAUAUUGACCGGUUGGAGGAGAAGCAAGACGCUACCAAGGUACUCGGGACCAUAGAAGAACUACAUGCCUUGGCGUUACAAUGUGCUACCUUCUUACUUGGACACAAUGCCGAACCGGAUGCUGUCGACCUAUUGGAGGAGUUGGAGAUUGUAGACCGCAUAGCGGAACUGGUCGACGAGAACACAUACGGGCGGGUAUGUGCAUACAUGGUCCGCUGUGUCAAUCUCCUCCCUCCUCCCGACGACGUUGCCUUCCUCCGCACCGCACACAAGAUCUACAUCCAGCACCAGAAAUUCCCUGAAGCGCUCACCCUCGCCAUCCGACUGAACGAUCAGGAGCUCAUUCGGGACGACUUCAACGCGCCCGGAAAUCCACUCAUGAAACGCCAGUUAGCGUUCAUCCUUGCGCGCGCGCAGAUUCCGAUCGAGUGGUUACGGCCCCCAUCAGCCGAGGAGGACGAUGCGGCCGACUUCCAAGACGAGCUCCCGGACGAUUUGCUCGAGUGUUUGAGCAACAGUCGGCUAAGCACGCACUUCAAGGCAUUCGGCAAGGAAGUCGGCGUAGAGGAGCCGAAGAGUUUGGAAGACGUAUAUAAGUCACACCUAGAAAACACCAGGGCGGGCGCUACGCAGAAUGUGGACUCCGCAAGGGCUAAUCUUGCGGGCACUUUCGUCAACGCGUUUGUCAACGCUGGAUUCGGUAACGACAAGCUCAUGGCCGAAGCGGAGGAAGGAAACAGCUGGGUCUACAAGAACAAAGAACACGGCAUGUUCAGCGCUGCAGCUAGUCUAGGCCUUAGUCUACUUUGGGAUCCGGAUGUCGGCCUUAGUCAAGUGGACAAGUACACGUACUCUUCGGAAGAGUACAUCAAGGCAGGCGCGUUUCUUGCCACCGGCAUCCUCCACACCGGUGUCCGCUCAGAAGCGGACGCUGCCCUUGCGCUUCUCGGCGAGCACAUCGAGAAUAAGUCCGUACCGCUGAGGACGGCUGCGAUUACCGGCCUCGGCCUUGCAUACUCCGGCUCACAUCGGGAAGACCUGCUGUCGCUGCUUGUAUCCCUGGUCAGCGAUGAGGGGCUUUCGAUGGAGAUUGCCAGCCAGGCUGCGCUUGCGCUGGGCUUCAUCUUCGUCGGCAGCGCGAAUGGUGAGAUUGCCGGGACUAUCCUGCAGACGUUGAUGGAGAGGGAGGACAAGCAGCUGGACGACAAGUGGGCGAGGUUCAUGGCCCUUGGUCUGGCUCUCCUUUACCUUGGCAUGCAGGACGCCUCGGACGCCACUAUCGAGACGCUGAAGGCGAUUGAACAUCCCGUGGCGAAGCAGGCCCUCAUUCUCGUCGACAUCUGCUCGUUCGCUGGUACUGGUAACGUGCUCAAGGUUCAAGCAAUGCUGCACCAUUGCGACGAGCACAUCGACACCAAGAAGGGCGAGAAGAAGGAUGAGAAGAAGGACGAGAAGAAGGAUGAGGAGGAGGCCAAGGAGGAAGCACCAGUCGACGACACCUAUCAGGCCUUCGCCGUCAUCGGCAUCGCAUUGGUCGCGAUGGGCGAAGAUAUUGGAGCGGAAAUGUCUCUCAGACAGUUUAACCACCUCAUGCACUAUGGCGAGCCCGUCAUCCGGAAAGCCGUCCCGCUCGCCCUCGGGCUCGUCAGUGCGUCGAACCCGCAACUCCCUAUCCUCGACACCCUUUCGAAGUACAGCCACGACAACGAUUUGGCUGUGGCACUCAACGCGAUAUUUGCGAUGGGUCUUGUCGGCGCCGGCACGAAUAACGCCAGACUAGCGCAGAUGCUCCGACAGCUCGCCGGCUACUACUACAAGGAGCCGGACUGCCUCUUCAUGGUUCGGAUUGCCCAGGGACUGGUGCAUAUGGGCAAGGGCACGAUAGGCAUCAACCCCUUCUUCUCUGACCGCAGCGUCAUGAGCCGGACUGCCGUGGCCGGCUUGCUGGCAACAAUAACAGCGUUCACGGACGCGAAAGCUUUCAUCCUUGACAAGUGCCACUGGAUGUUGUACUUCCUCACCCCGGCGAUGUACCCAAGAAUGCUGAUCACGCUCGACGAGAACCUUGAGAACAAGGCUGUGACUGUGCGGGUUGGACAGGCCGUCGACGUCGUUGGCCAAGCGGGCAAGCCACGCACAAUAUCCGGCUUCCAGACACACACGACACCCGUGCGAAUCGGGACAACGGAACGAGCGGAACUGGCCACGGAGGAGUUUAUUCCUUUCGCGCCUGUGCUGGAAGGCUUCGUGAUCCUGCAGAAGAAUCCGGGCUGGGAGGAAGACAGAAUGGAAUUGUAGGCCUUCGUUGUAUUGUGCAUCUGCUAUCCCUGUUAUUGUAUAUAGCGUAAUUCAAGCAGUCAUCUGGCCGAACUGCAGAACUG